UGGCAGUGCCAACGCAGUGAUAGUGUAAGGUGAUAGUGCUCAUGCGACGCAUUGCACUUUUCGGAUGUCCUACCGCACUGUUAACGCAAUAUUAAUAUAUUAAGUGGGCGUGCGGGGGUGACUGGAGUGAUGGGAUGGGGCCAGAGCCCCAUGGAGUUCGGGUAGACCCGUCUCCGGCCCAGCUCCCCAGCCCCCUCCGCCAUCGAUAUCGACAUCGCUCCUGCCAGCGACGCAGAGGGCCGCCUCGAUCGCGAUGGAGGCCUCUAGCAAUCAACAACAAAAAGAGAAGGAGCCACGCGUUCACAGGCCUUACGCCUUCGACAAGAUGGAGGGGCUGGUGCGGGAGAUGCAAGACCCUGAGAGCGGGGUACCCGUGCGCAGCCAAAAACAAUUUCUCACCUCGAUACCUUCAGCGUUCAUGGGUGAGUGCCAUCGGUACCUGCGUUGUGGAGUAAGCGUAAGCGGCCAUCACGGCCAGGACACUACAGUAGGCUGCCUGCGUGUUGCAGGUUACGACCUCAUCGAGUGGCUGAUGGAGCGGCUUGCCAUCGAAGAAUCAGUAGAGGCGGUCCAUAUUGCUAAUCAACUAUGCCAGUAUGGCUACUUCUUCCCGGUGAAUGACUCCAAGACACUUACUGUUAAGGACGAUAGCUCUCUAUAUAGGUUUCAGACACCCUAUUAUUGGCCGUGGCAACAUAGAACCCCCGACAACGUGGAGUACGCGAUCUAUCUGGCUAAACGAACUCUGAGGAACAAACAACGUCACGCUCUUGAGGAUUAUGAGAUCGAAGCUUUGAAUAGCCUGCGUAAGAACUUGCAGAACAAGUGGGACAUAAUACAAUUACAAGCGGAAGAACAGGUACGCUUAUCUAAGGAGCGCAAGAAAGGUGACAAGAUUGUGAGCGAUUCGCAGGAACGAGCAUUUUGGAGAGUAUAUCGGCCACCACCUGGUUGUCUGAGUAGCCUGGAAGUCGUGCCCGUAUCCACUCGUUUUCGUCCUGGACUUCCACGACCUCCGUCACGUAAACGCACUCUCACCGAUCUGCAACGUGAGGUGGCCCUUCUACGGAACAGUUUGAUACGCACGAGGAUAAAAGUUUCGACUGCGAUCGAAAAUUUGAAAUCAUAUUUCGAAACGUACGUGGAAUACGAUCCAAUGUUCGUACAACCGCAACCUUCCAAUCCAUGGAUCACCGACGAUCAUACGUUUUGGCAAUUGAAUAAUAGCUUAGUGGACGUUCCUACAGAAAAACGUGUUAAACGAUGGGGGCUGUCGAUGGAAGAACUUAUGUCUGAUCCUACAGGUUUACAAGAAUUCACAAAUUAUUUAAGAAAGGAGUACAGCCACGAGAAUAUAAGAUUUUGGCUGGCGGUCAAAGAUCUCAGGCAUAGUUUUCAAGCACAAAUACCUGACAAAGUCAACGAAAUUUUUAGAGAAUUCCUGGCACCUGGAGCUCCGUGCGAAAUCAAUAUAGACGGGAAAACGAUGGAGAGGAUUCAUCAGGAAAUGAAAAAUCCAAGCAGAUUUACAUUUGAUUCCGCCGCGGAGCAUGUAUAUACGCUACUGCUAAAGAAGGACUGCUACCCUAGAUUUAUUCGUUCCGAUCAAUAUCGUAAUCUCUUAGCUGCCGGCGUGCAACCUUUGCAGAAGAAGAGAUUUUUCGGCUUCGGUGGCCAAGCAAAGAAGAAAGUUUCCUCCACUUCGACACCAACGUCUAGCACUUUGCAGCACGCUAAUAUAGGUAGUGGCGGCAGACGAAGAGGAAGCGACCGGAGUCUAUCUGGAAGCGCCCACGAGCUCGCGGUGUGCGGCGUCCGUGACGUCAGUUCCGCGCCGCGUGUUCCGCACUCCCACAGCCAGUCGAAUCUCACCGACAUUCCAUACAGGGGAGAUCUACCACGACUCGUAAAGAUACCUUCGAGGCCUAGUCCACGUAGUAUUCAGGAUGCUGGCGCGACGGAAGUGGCAGUUCGCCCUAUGGACGACGUGUGCCCGUGGGAGGCCGUGCCGGGUCCGAGCACGGAGCAUGGGACAACGGGAGACACCGUGUCCUCUGGAAAGACAGUGUCAGCUGAUCAGGCCCGACACGUGUGGGACAGUGGCGGUCACGGGAUGACCGCACAUUCCGUCGAGGCGCGUGUCUCCCGGAAGAAUUCGGCACAGUUGGACUCGUGCAGCUCGUCGUCGGAUGUCAGCCUUGCUAUCGCGGACGUCUCCGAACGGUUGCGGAAGUCGUGUAGUUUGCAGCAUAGCGGUAGCAUAGGUACAUCGACUUCAGGCCCGAUAACGCGAAAUUAUUCUACCUGCUCAGCGAGCGGUCGUAUCAGGCUGGCCGAGAUAGGUCGUAUAUCCGUGUCAUCCUGUAAUUAUCCGUCGCCCCAACAGUCAUUCGAGUACUCCCACGCGGUGGUCGAAAAGGUGGAAGAGAGAUCAUCUCUGGAGAAGAUCGUACCCGAGGAGGAAACUGUCGCGGAAGCCGUCGUCGUCAAGGAGAGCCAGUCGAGUCCUAAGACGAGCGCGAAGGCGCCCUUGAUCAGCAUCAGCGCGAUCGUAGGCGAUCUACCAAGUGACAAUUCCACGAUGGAGAACGUCGACGAGGAUGCGAGCGAAAGCUGCACGGCAAAGGAUGCGGGAGAGAUCGUCGGUGAGGAGAAAACAAAAGGCGAGGACUCGCGGGCCGACACCGGGACGGACGUGUCACCGGUGGCCGAGGAACCGGCGACGACCGAGAUGCUGCCCGAGGAAGCGCAGGUCGUACCUGUCUGGGAACCGGACGCCCAACAGGAGGAUCGACCGGCGGCGGCGAUGGCAGCGGCGGCGGCGGCGGCGGCGGCGACGGCGCAGGCAGAGCCUCGGGAGAAGCGUGACAAUAAUGUUAACGAAGUAUGCCCGUGGGAGGACGAGGAAAACUGUAGAGUGGAUGCACCCUAUGUAAAAACUUAUGCGACUUUAGGUUACUUGUAAUUUGUCGUUGAUAUUAAAUCUUGCAUUUUACAUUUACAACAUUCACAAAUUCGAUUUCCACUUUAAUCCACUUUACUGAUCUCGCGUGUCCAGACCCUUGCGCGACGAAGCUUCGAUCGCUUCCUUAAUUAAGCAAAGACA
Messenger RNA from Atta colombica, 3106 nucleotides. RefSeq lists its product as uncharacterized. The record is from RefSeq and is a predicted model, not a curated record. Gene Ontology annotation, biological process: G protein-coupled receptor signaling pathway; regulation of G protein-coupled receptor signaling pathway; intracellular signal transduction. Bases 254 to 2965 code for a protein of 903 amino acids. Lineage: Eukaryota; Metazoa; Arthropoda; Insecta; Hymenoptera; Formicidae. The transcript is spliced from 17 exons.